AUGACGAUGAACAUGCAAGGAAAAAAGAAAAAGGUUUUGAUGUUCCCAUGUUCGAUCAAGCAACCGUUAGCAAACGAACAUGGUUCACCCGCAGUUCAGUUCAUAGAGCUUCACCUCCGGAAACUACCGGCUCUACCACCACACCUUCACACCACCAAUGGUCUCCCUCUUCAUCUUAUGCCCCCUCUUAAAAAAGCUUUCGACAAGGCAAAGCCUAAGUUUUCAACAAUCUUGAAAAAGUUACAACCCGAUUUGCUCAUUUACGAUCUUAUUCAACACUGGGCUCCGUUGGCGGCUUCUAAACUUGAAAUCCCUUCGGUUGUGUUCAUCACCACAAGUGUUACCAUGGCUUCCAACAUGUUUCAUCUUUACUUGAACAGCUCCACUGGCAUUCCAUUUCCAUUCUCGACGAUUUACUAUCGUUGCUAUGAGUCUGGUCACAUGUCUGAGAUUCUUGAAAGCUCCGCAAAUGGUCGUAAAGAUAAAGAUCGUGUAAUGGAGUGUGUCAAUCGGUCUUCAAGCAUCGUUCUUGUUAAAUCUUUCAAGGAGAUCGAAGGUAAGUACAGUGAUUACCUUUCUGUUCUUACUGGUAAAAAGAUUGUGCCUGUAGAAAUUGCAUAUGGUUUGGAAUUGAGCAAUGUGAAUUUCAUUUGGGUUUUCAGGUUUCCAAAAGUGGAAAGAAAACUUAGCGUUUCAGAAGCUUUUCCAUUAGGGUUUCUUGAAAGGGUUAAGGAUACGGGUUUAGUGAUAGAAGGGUGGGCUCCACAAGCAAAAAUAUUAGGGCACGAAAAUAUUGGUGGAUUUGUGAGUCGUUGUGGAUGGAGUUCGUCGAUGGAAGCUAUGAAAUUUGGUGUUCCAAUAAUAGCCAUGCCAAUGCACCUUGACCAGCCGGUUAAUGCUCGGUUGAUGGAGGAGGUUGGGAUUGGGAUGGAGGUGGUGAGGGACAAUGAUGGGCGGCUAAGGCGGGAGAAUAUGGCGGUAGUUGUCCGGCAAGUGGUCGUGAGUGAGUUGGGGAAGGCGGUGAGAGAAAAGGCCAAGAAAAUAAGUACCGACUUGAGGCUGAAAGGGGAGGAGGAGAUUGAUGCAGUGGCGGUGGAGCUACUGCAAUUAUGCCUCCUAAGUGGUGGUCGUGGGAGGAGAUUUGCAAGAGGAAAAGGCUACCCUCUUUUGUGUUAG
Molecule: messenger RNA, 1176 nt
Organism: Lactuca saligna
Lineage: Eukaryota; Viridiplantae; Streptophyta; Magnoliopsida; Asterales; Asteraceae
Source: the annotation of a GenBank genome assembly